AUGAGCUCCUCUGCCAACUGGAACUUUAACUGUGCCCUGAUAACUGGAGGUGCUGGCGGAAUAGGCUUAUAUCUCGCAAAGUUCCUUCUUCAACAAGGAAAGAAAGUCGUUGUCGCUGGCCGAACUGAAAGCAAAUUGCAACAAUGUGUUUCAGAAAACCCUAGACUGUCUGGGUAUUUGGUUGUCGAUGUUGGCAAAGUCGAGACGCUACCAGCAUUUGUACAAUCUGCCAUAUCCAAAUUCCCUGAAAUCGACUGUGUGAUCUCAAAUGCUGGGAUUCAAAAGAUCAUUAGUGUGCUAAGGGACUCACCCGCUGAUGUACUCGCUGCUGGUGAUGCAGAGAUUGAUACCAAUGUCAAAGGGACCAUCCACUUGUUGACUCUCUUCUUGCCACACUUGCUGACCAAGGAGAAUUCUGCCAUCUUUACCGUGUCGAGCGGCCUCGCUUGGGUUCCUGUGGCAUUCGUUCCUGUUUAUUGUGCUACAAAGGCAUUCAUUCACUCGUGGACUCAAAGUAUGCGAGUCCAACUCAAAAACAAGAUUCGAGUGAUUGAAAUUGCACCACCGCUGGUUGAAACUGACUUACAUCGAGAUCAUCCCGAUCAAUUACAAGACAAUUACAAGAAGUCCACGAAUCCACAUGCUCAGUCUGCUGAGGAAUUCAUUGAAGAAUUCGCUAGAGACAUGAAUAAGGGACUCGAUAUCUGUGCACCUGGGAUGGCACGGUCUCUUGCUGAUCGAGAAAAGGCCACGUUUCAACAAGAUUUUGAAUGGAUGAAUUCAAGAGCUCCUUGA
This is a messenger RNA of Synchytrium microbalum, 795 nucleotides long. RefSeq lists its product as uncharacterized. The transcript has 8 exons. Gene Ontology annotation, cellular component: membrane. Bases 1 to 795 code for a protein of 264 amino acids. Gene Ontology annotation, molecular function: oxidoreductase activity. NCBI's taxonomy places the organism in Eukaryota, Fungi, Chytridiomycota, Chytridiomycetes, Synchytriales, Synchytriaceae. The record is from RefSeq and is a predicted model, not a curated record.